AUGUCAGAUGAUAGCUCUGGUGAUGAAGAUGUUAAAUUUAUACCACAUCCAGUUGUAAAAGAACCAUCAAAGACUAAUAAAUCAAAAAAACCUCUAUCAAUAGAACCUGUUAUUCUAAAUGCAAUUAUUCUAAAUGUUAAUAUUAAAUAUGAUAAAGAUAACCAUGUUGAAGCAUUAGUCAAAGAAUUAAUGAUGCCAAAUGAAUAUCUUUCAAAAGGUCAAAAUGGACAACAUUUUUCAACACUUCAUCAAUAUGUACUUGAAUCAACACAUGAAUCAAUCGAUAUGAGUAAUCAAAAAGAACGUUUUACUUAUCAACCAAAUUUAUUUACACGAAAAAAUGAUGCAUUUGGACCUUGGAAUUUUAAUUAUCUACUAACACUUCUCUCACUCGAAUAUCAAUGUGGAGAAUCUGAUCGAAAACAAUUUCCUCCUAUAUGGAAAACUUGUCCAACAACAAUAGUUCAAGUAAAAAUUAUCAAAGAGUAUCAAAACAAUACGACUAAUGCAACGAUAAUUCAAGUUCCAACAAAAUUAUCCGGCAAAAAAGACGAUGUUACUCUUAGAGGCCUUUUUAAAAUUAUUUGUCGGCAAAAUCAACGUAGUGAAGAUUGUAUUCCGGCUUGGAUACAAGCUUUUCAAGCGGAAAGUAUUGCUACUGUUGAUCAUCUUCGAAAUGCAGUGGCUAAUGAAAGAAUCUGGGAUAGUAUUCAAUCAGUCAAACAUAUAGUUAAACAAAUGAUAAAGGAUUAUGUUCAAUUAAAUGAUCCUGCAACGGCAUUGAAUCUAUCAAAUAAUAUUUACAACGAUUCCGAUGCAACUUUAUAUGGUGAUAUUCAUCGAAUUCGACGUUAUUUCCAUUAUGUUACAAAAACAGUUCAACAUAUUAGUUAUCUUGAUCGUCGUGCUGUUGAUUUAGCUAUUAUUGAAAUACGACGAACUUAUGAUGAUGAUGGAAAUGUUUUAAAAAAUAUUCAUGCAUAUUUAAGAACAUUUUGUUUAAAAGAUAGAUCAGUCGAUAUGGAUGCACAUGAAAUACAAAAAACAGGAUGGAAUAAUGAAAAAGAUAGAUUAACAACAGAAAGUGAAGGAUUUCGAAAUGAAAUUGCAGUUCUUGAACAAGAAUCUCGAGGAGCAAGAGCAAAUGUUGAAAUGUAUAUUGCACGAUUGACAACUGUUGAAAAAGAAAAACAAAUUGCUAUGACUGCAGCAGAAAAAUUAAACACAACAGCGGCUACUUUGGAUCGACGUACAUCAUCGGCAGAUUGGAGUAGGCAACGAGAAGUGGCUAGAUUACAAGUAUCCAAAGCGACUGAAAAAGUUGAAACUGUAAAGAAUCAACUUGAACGAGUACAAGCUGCACUUAUAUUGCAUACUGAACCAAUGCGACAAAAGAAAAAUAAAAUUGCUGAAAAUGAUGCAAAACUUCAAAAUCUCGAAAUUUUUCUUCAAAUUAAUCCAAAAGAAGCACAAAAAAAAUUGUAUGUCAAAUACGGACGAGGAUUAUUACUCUAUGGACCACCAGGAACAGGUAAAUCUGAACUAUUAAAACGAGCUGCAAUAUUUGCUGGUAUAACAAUGACAACAACAGCUCUUGCUGCUGGAGAAUUAAAUCGUCCAUAUGUUGGUGAGACAGAACGUUUACUUGUUGAUAUAAUGUAUCGAUCAAAUACAAUACCAUAUUUAAUUUGUGCAUUGACAAUUGAUGAAAUAGAUGGUCUUGUACCAAAACGAACAAAUAAUGCUCAACAAUCAAAAGUCGAUGGUAUUAGUGUUUUACUAUCUCAUAUUGAAGGUGUUAAAAAUAUUCCUAAUUUAAUUGUACUUGGAGCGACUAAUCGACGAAAUAUGAUGGAUGAAGCAUUUUUACGUCGUAUGCAAGCAAAAUGUUUUGUUGGUCGACCAUCACCACAAAUUCGAAAAAAAAUGCUUGAACCAUUAAUAUGUUUGGAUGCAAAUAUUUUUACAAGUCAAUGUAUGGAUUUUCUUGUUAAAAUUACAACAAAUUUUAGUGGUGCUGCUGUCGGAGCACUUAAAUCAAGUAUUAUUGUUGCAAUGGAUACAUAUCAAGAAACAGGCUUAAAUGAAAAAAUAUUUCUUGAUUUAGCUGAUAAUGCAGCUAGAGAAUUUAGUUGUUGGUUUGGUAUUGGAACAUUACCUGAAAUUUGUCGUCUUUAUCCAAAUAUAUUUUUAUCAACUGAUCAACAAGAAAAAUACUCACUUAAAUUAUUAAAUAGUCAACCAACUGGUCGAAUACUUGUUGAUUUACUUGAUCAAAAAUGUUUAAUUGAAUUAAAAACAGAAGCAACACUUGAUGAUGAUUUAGAUAAUGAAGAAACAUCAACAAUAACUUUAAUUGCAAGAUUUAUUAAUGGUUGUCAAAGUCGAAAUAUUGAUACAAUUCAAAUUAUUGAUUUAAAUUUUUUAAUAAAAAAUAAUGCAUUUGAAGAAAAUCAAAUAUUUGAACUUUUAACAACAACAUUCGAAGAAUGUGAUGAAUAUAAUCGUUCAAUGUUAAUAUUUGAUAUUGAUUCUUUAAUAAUGCUUAGUGUAUCAGAUUCAUCGGUGUCAAAAUCAGUUUCAAUAUCAAAUAUACAUUUAUAUCAAUUUAUUCGAGAAAAAUGUAAAAAAGCUGUUGUUGAACAACCACCAACUGAUGAAAAUGCUCCGAAAAGUGGUAUAAGUUUAAAAGAAAAAUGGAUGGUAAUGAUUGUUAAACAUCCACUGCUUCGUAGUCUUUUAGUUGAAGAUAUCGAAUUUAAGAAAACUCUUCGACAAACUCAACAAGAACAUGAAGAUGAAGAAAAACGUCUCGAUGGUGAAACUAUUAAAACAUGUCCUAAAUGUCAUCGAACAUAUACUUCUUCGGAAAAUAAAUAUGGCAAUUGUCAAUAUCAUGAUGGAUAUAUUGUUGAUCUUGAUCAUGCAGAAAAAAAAUUAUCUCAAGAUGAAGCACAAAAAGAAAUUCAAAAAGCUCAAAUAAUUGCAUCUACUACUAGUGGAGAUUCAAUGGAAAAACUGCAAGCGCCCAAAUUAAUGUGGGCAUGUUGUUUGACAUUCUUUGGAGGAGGUGACCCGUGUAAACUUGGUGUCUGUGGAUUACCGGAAGGAAUAUCAAAAGAAGAUAUCAAGCCAAAUACAAAUUUAGUUACUCUUGUUCAAGAUUAUUUCAAGAAAAAUGAAAUAGCUGAGAAACAAAUACAAGAAGCCAUAAAUCUUUACAAACAAACCAAAACAAAAGUAGAAACAGCUGCUCUAAAAUCAACAACAGAAACUCCUAGUCGAUCAACAUUUACCGCAUCUUUACCUGUUCGUCGAAAAUAA
Rotaria sp. Silwood1 is the source of this 3324-nucleotide messenger RNA. The record is from the annotation of a GenBank genome assembly. NCBI's taxonomy places the organism in Eukaryota, Metazoa, Rotifera, Eurotatoria, Philodinida, Philodinidae.